ACGGACUUAAUAGUUUAAUUCAGAUUCGACGACAUUAGUGUUUACAGGACGCUCGAGCGGGGCGCCAAACCCGAGCGCGCGCGUCCUUUUCACCAUAUUUAGUGGAUUUAUGUAGAUCGUGAUUGUGGGUUAAAACACUUUUAAUUGUCAUGCACAUCACCAAACUGCCGUGCUCCCAAGCACUUUCAGCACUAAAACACCAUGAGCUCUAUAAAUGACAUACAUUGCUGAUAAGUAACGUAAACGCUUGCCAGUUUCUCUUUUGUUGGUCUCUGUAGUACAACAGUAGGAGGAAUAAGAAAAUGACUGCAGAACAAUGACAGAAACAGGGUCGUGCAGUUCUGUGAAGCCAACCGACGACGGCAGGAAGACAUGGUCUUUUCGCAGAUCCACCAUAGCCAGGAGGGCUGUGCUUAUGGACCCUGACAUACAGGAAACUAACGCCGCUCCGGCCCGGCGCAGUGGCCGCCGCAUCAAGCGCACAGACAAGCUGCUGCAGUUUCUGUCAACUGCAAAAAGGGGCAGAGGGGCUAGGAGGCAAGCCCCCCUGUGCUUGGAGCACUGCCAGUCUUCUACCCAGAUAGUAACCGCUGACGCUAAAAGCACAUCUGAGCCAAACUCCCUUGAAGGUCACAAAGCCAAGGGUCCUGGGGAGACCUCCACCAUCAGAAUGACUGCAGAGAGGGUGACUGACCAGAGCAGACGAGCCAGGUGUGUUUCAGGCAGUUAUAGUAAUAGCACAGACACGGAAGACAGCGAUGAGUUGACAUUAAAAGAGCUGCAGGACCUUCUGAAGAAGCGCAAGAAGGGUGAGACCAAGGAAGCAGCUGGGCCCGGUUCAUUAGUAGUGGCAUAUGAGCUGGAGAGCAAGAGACCGGAGGAUUGUGUAGGGGAACCUGAUUCAGUGCAGCAUGCUGGUGGACGGGUUCCCAGAGGAGUGACUGCAGAGGCCAUGCUGACUGAGGAGGGCCCACAGUCAAAAAUGGGAGGAAAACCCAGCAGGUGGAGAAAGAGGAGUGAAGAGCAGGAGGAAUACAUGGAGGAAGAGGAGUCUAGUCAAUCCGAUCCUGAUGCGCUUUAUUGCAUUUGUAGACAAAAACACAAUGAAAGGUUCAUGAUAUGCUGUGACCGCUGUGAGGAGUGGUUUCAUGGUGACUGUGUGGGCAUCACAGAGGCAGAGGGACGGCAGCUGGAGGAAAAUGGCGAGGACUACAUUUGUCCCAGUUGCACAACGCAAACAAUACUUCCUGAUGAUACAAGUGUCCCAUCAGCCAAUGCCUAUGGUGGAAUUGGCGCAACAAUAAAUCAGCCAACCACAGAAAUAACUGGGCUACCCAAGUGUAUUGGACCAGGCUGCAGGAAAAAUGCGUUGCCAGACUCCGUUUACUGCAGUAGUGACUGCAUUGUCCGACACGCUGCAGAAGCUAUGAAGAAUCUGACUAACAUGAAGGAGCCCCGACUGAGACUGAAGCCAGACUUAAAAGUGCAGACUAAACUGGCACAGGGGAACACUGCCAAGGACCACAAGAGGUCUGUCCAGCGGAGGCGGAUGAGUCACGGAGAGACGUUCAGCAAAGCAGAGGAGAGACAUGACUUAUACAGUGAUGAGGAGUGGGUGGAGGUGGAGCAGAACACGCCUAACUGUUUCACGGAGCAUCAUGAAUACACAGUAAAGCUAAACAAGACCUCUGCAUCUUUGUCUGAAAGGGAACACGCAGAAGAAGAGUUUAAGAAGGUGCCUGUCUGCACUCAAAAUCCAUUCAUAACUGGUUCCCAGUCUGCUGAGGGUAGCAGGAAGCUCACAGCCCAGGAUGAUGGUGUGACUAGGGGACACUGGCAGUCACCUGGAAACAGUACUGGUGCUUCCCAGAAAUGCGCUCCCCCUCCUGCCAUGAAUUGGGAAAGCCUGGCUGCAGCUCCGGGGGACACUCCUACUUCUCAGCUGUCGGCUUCACUUCCCUCGCACUGCCCUGUCUCCAGGGUGCUGAGUUUCAGCAGGGCUACCUACAUGAUACCAAAAAAGCAUCUCCAUCUGCCUUUCUGCAGUCAGCAGCUAACCAACACUCCGAUACCCUCCAGCUCUCUCUCAUCCAACGUGACUCGUCCGCCACCAGUGUCCCUGGGUUUCCCAGUUCUUUCCAGGCCCCCCCAAACCAACGCGAUGAGGCAAAAUAUCUGCCGCUCUUUCACAGAGAUCUUGUGCAAGAGGGUCAGUGACAGUGAUGACCUGCAAAUACCUGAGAGUGAAAUGGAAAAGCUUGCUCUUAGUAUUGAGAAGGAAAUGUUCAGCAUCUUUCUUGAUACAGACAGGCACUACAGAAAUAAAUACAACUCACUUAUGUUCAGCCUGAAGGAUCCUAAAAAUAAGAGCCUGUUUUAUCGUGUUGUUAAGGGCGAAGUCUCUCCUUUCCUCCUAGUGAGGCUGAGUUCUGAGCAGCUGUUGUCUGUAGAGAGAUCAGGACAUGAACCUGGGGAGGAACACAAGGAGUGUUUAUCAGUUCCUGCAGACAGCCAAAGCGUGGUUGGUACUACCUUGGACACUCACUGUAGCAUGGUGAAGACCUCCAGUGCUGAGUGCAUGAAUAAUCCAUCUGACUGUAACUCCAAGAUCAGGGCAGAUCAGAUGCCAGAUGAAGAGGAGCCAAACAUAUCCAAGUUCUCAGUAUCUUCUGUUGCUCAGCAAUUGGACGUAACUGUAGAGCAGGACAGCUGGCCUUCUGGUGAACGAACUUCAGAUAUUCAGCCAGCAAGAAACAAACCUGUCAUCGCCCCAAAGGAUAUCCAAACCACGAUCACUUCUUCAUCUUUAAUUAUGUCUUCAACCGCCAUCAGCCACCCAGGGCCAUCUUCUGCCACAAGUCAGGAGCUGAGUCCUGUUGGCAAUUCAGCGCCCUCCACCAUUUGUACCGCCACUGAGUCAGUGACUGAAAUCAAACCAGUACAGUCCCUGAAUACACACUCCCCUCUCUCUCUUUCCAGAUUCUCCCAGCUGAAUCUAGCAUCUUCACCUCACUUCACCUUUGAUUCUUCCAUCAGUAUGGCAGACACAGUCACACCCCAGAAAAGUGACACUGCUCAGUUUCUCUCUGAGCAGCAGGUUCUCUGGAAAGGCUCUGUCAACAUGCACACUGUCACCAGGUUUUCUGCCAAGGCUUAUUUGGUCUCUGGAUCUUCUGAGUACCUGGAAAAGAACUUGCCGUGCUCUAUACAGAUUAGUGGGCGUAUCUCCCCUAGCACAGUGUGGGACUAUGUGGGGAGGCUAAAGGCAUCUCUGUCAAAGGACUUGUGCCUCAUUCGUUUCCGCGCAUCAGUGGGAGAGGAGGAAAGGGCCUAUGUCUCGCUGUUCUCUUAUUUGAGCAGUAGAGGACGCUUCGGUGUGGUGGCCAAUAACAGCUCGCACAUCAAAGACCUCUAUAUCAUUACACUAAAUGCCAAAGCCCCCAUCCCCUCCAAACUAUUACCUUUUGAAGGACCAGGACUGGAGUCAAGUCAUCCUGAUCUUCUUCUUGGGCUGGUCAUCUGCCAGAAGCCAAAGUGCUUUGCAGUCCCUUCAGAGAGCAAUGAUAAGAUAACAAACGUUAAAAUCAUUGCAUCAGAAGAAGCUGCUCUUCCAGCUCAACAGCCUGUUCCCAGAUCUGGCAUGAGGCAUGGGAACGCAGAGCUGCUUGAUACCAAUGUGUCCUAUACAAGUUCAGAUUCCUCGGUCUGCAUUCACCCCCCUGUUUCCUUACAAAGUUCAUUUAUGACAUCACCAGCUGUGGCACAGCCAUCAUCUGUCAGGUCACCUUCUGAUAGUAGUUUGGUCACAAUUUCUCCAUCCUCCACAUCUGACGUCUCACCAUUCUCAGCUCCCCGUAAUGCACUAUUUUUAAAGCAAAAGCUUGAUGAUAGUGCCUCAUAUCAUGGCUCUGCUGUUGAAAUCAUAAAACCUAAGGUCUGUGAUCCAGUAGAGCAAAUAUUUGAUCAGAUUUGCAAAGGUGAGGAAGAUGAUGAUGAUGAAAAUGACCCAGAGAAAGAGUAUAAUACAGGGAUGGACAUGAAUGAAAUCAGGAGUAAUAGAGACAGUGUGAAUGAAUUUGCAGUGAACCAAUCUACUGAUGCUUCAGCUGUCAAUGUUGACGAUGGAGCCUAUGACCCAGAGAAUGGAAGUAUCUUUGAGGAACUGCAAAGCCUCACUAGGGACACCACAGCCCAAGUGAUGAAUUCACCUGACAGCUCUAGAAGUGACUGCUCAGUUCUGAUGGAAAAAAAGAAAAUGCUGGAGAAGCUGAACAAGGAAAUUGAAUUACAGAAACAGCAGCUGGAAGAGCAGGAGGAAACACUACGUCAACAGAGAGCAGCCAUUGGCUUGUCUAUGGCCCAUUUUUCUGUUUCUGAUGCUUUAAUGUCACCACCUUCAAAGUCCUUACAGUCAAAGAGUAGGCUGGUAGGGCUAGGCGAAAACACAGUGGGACUACUGUCAAAGCAUUCAGCAGCACUAACAAUAGGCAGUAUAGGUAGUUCUAAAAAGAGUGAUAUCUUGCACGAAACCACAAAUACAAGCCAGAUAUCCCAAUUUCUUCCAAAAGAGAGGACUUGUGCACAGGCAAACGUUUCAUGUGCAUACAGAUCAGAAAUAACCAUACAGCCUUCAUCACAGGAAGUUUCUUUCCUUGAUACCGAAAAUACAGAAAUGUGCAAUCCAUUGUUUCACAAGAAAGAAGAUCCUCAGAUGGAAAAAGCUCCACCUCAAAAACAUGUCAUUAAAGCUGUGAAAGAUGGAAAAAAUUAUAGCGAGGAUGAGAUGCAAAGUAAUUCAUAUGUCUUUUGGGAAAAUUCAACACACAUUUUAAAUACUUUAAGUCCGAAGUCCCAGACUACUUCUACCUUCAUGCCUGACACACAAUCAUCACAGCUUCCUGGAGUCACAAACUGUCUGGGUGAUAAUCACAACCCUGAUAUUCCAACUGUGGGACUGGAAAAGCAUGACUUUGGGAGCACUUGGGAAAUGCCAAAUCCUAUAACAUUACAGUCUCAAAUGGAGCAACACAAAGUACAGGAUGAAAGUGACCAGAGUGGGCCCUCAUAUAUAUACCCUCCUUUCCAGAACGAUUUGAGAGACACUCAACAGCAGUCUUGUAGUUCUCAAAAAAUUGUAAAUAGAUCCAUCAUGGGACUAAGAGACUAUACCAAAUGUGAACAUACAGACCAAAGAUCACCUUCUCAGAAAAUGAGACAGAUGGACCGUCAUUCAAGAGAAGCUACAGAAUGCCAAGAGCCGUCUCCGAUUUUUGAUGGGCAGAGACAUUCAUACCAAUCAAGGUUUAAAAAACCAAGAUCCAUUGUUAAUUAUUCUAGACCUAAUGUCCCUGUCCAGUCCGUUAGGACUCACCAGAACAAUUCUGGUAGUAGGGACCCUCAUUUUCCUGAUCUAAGAGUUUUCUCUUCCUCUAAUUUAAUGAGUCAUGAGCCUCGAAAGCCUUUGUUAGAUACACCAAAAGACAUUGAGCUUCAAUAUCCUAACCACAAAAAUCAUUUUCUGAAUGAGAUGGAAAAUCAAAAUGUAUAUGAAUCCUUGUGCAUGAGCAGAGAAGCACAUAUUUAUUCUCAAGAACUUUAUAGUGGGUCGGCUCACAACAUGAGUGACUGGGCUAACGGACCAGUGCAUCGUCCUUUUCCUCAAAGUCAAGAGAUGCCCUCCUCUCAACAUAGAGGGUUCUUUAGAGAUUACAGAGGGUUUCCCCCUUCUACACUUCAAGUGAAAGUAAGUCCUUCAUCCUCACAAUGUAGUGGUCCUCUAAACCAGCCCACUAAUCAUUUUUCAGGCUCUACUGAGCAAAAACAAUUACAUUUUCAGCACCAGCAUAUUCCAUUGGAAGCAAGACCAACACGGCGGUCUGGCCCUUUACUUCCUACUCCUCCUGAAUAUUUAAUUCAGAUACCUAAGCACAAUGGUCAGAGUUCAGGCUUUUAUCAUCAAGGCUACUGUAAUCGCUAUCCUGAUGUGGGGAGAAAAAGCACUUUCAGUAACAAUUCAGAGUUGGGGAACAAUGGAAUUAGGCUAAGGAGAGUGAGCAGAUUUCAGAGUGGCUGCCAUGAAAAGGAGAGUUUUAAGUAUUCUGAAGACUGGAGAAGAGGUCAGGGUGGAUUUGACCUCAAUGCAUGGACGACUGAUCUAGAAGUAGAUAAACCAGGAGGACCAGAAAGAUACCAAAAGAGAGACAGCAGGGGCAGGACAAAAGAUGAUGAUAUGAAGAGGGAAAACUAUCUCAAAAGGCAAGAAAAAGGAGAUCGAGACAGAGACAGGAAUAGAGAGUGUGACCGAGACUGUGAGAAGGACCGGAACAGUGCACAUAAUCAGUCAAGAAGCAGAGACAGGGACCGUGGGAAACAUCUUGGACAUGACCGAACCAGAGGUCAUAGACAGGACAUGAAGAGAGAUAAAUACUUAGAAGUAGACACUGAUGCUAUGUUACUAAAGAAGAGAAAAAGGAAGGACCUGAAGUAUGAAAGUUGAAAGAAGAAUUGGGGGCCAGAAACAGAUUACUGUUGACAACAUUCCAGUAUCUCGAAAAUUUGUGUAGAUGCUAAUUGAUAAUGGACAUAAAUUAUGCACAAGAACCUAUAUAAUUAGGAAUAGCUUCAGUUUGUAUAUUUUUUUGCUGCACGUUGUUUGUCAAAAAGUUCUAAUUUCAUUAUUUUAUUCAUUUGCUUUUGCAAAACAUGAAUUUUGAUCGCAGUGGAGGCGCAGAAUACUUACAAUGUAGACUUGUAAUACAUCAGAUGAAAUGCAGUAUUUAUACAGCACUGCUUAAAUAAAUGUCUAAAUAAACAUUAUAAUACUUUAAAAUUA
Messenger RNA from Brienomyrus brachyistius, 6832 nucleotides. Its product is annotated as death-inducer obliterator 1-like. NCBI's taxonomy places the organism in Eukaryota, Metazoa, Chordata, Actinopteri, Osteoglossiformes, Mormyridae. The transcript is spliced from 14 exons. Bases 317 to 6496 code for a protein of 2059 amino acids. Gene Ontology annotation, biological process: apoptotic signaling pathway; DNA-templated transcription. Gene Ontology annotation, cellular component: nucleus. The record is from RefSeq and is a predicted model, not a curated record.